Molecule: messenger RNA, 3262 nt
Organism: Moneuplotes crassus
Lineage: Eukaryota; Ciliophora; Spirotrichea; Euplotida; Euplotidae
Source: the annotation of a GenBank genome assembly
UUGAAAUAUUUAAAUUACUAUAAAAACAGAGGUUUUCCAAAUGGCAGACAAUUUUAAUCAUCCAAAUAACGACAUGGUAAUCAGGCAUUCUCAGUAUGAUGGGUACCCAGAAUCGAGGAAAUAUGAUGAAAAAUAAUGAAGAUAAAGAAAGAUCAACUCUGAACUUAAAUGAGCCUCCAUUUCCUCAGGAGGAUCAAAGUGAAGUAUUUUCCUCUAUCAGUGCCAACCAGGAAUACCAACUUCCAAAAAUGCCGGUUGGGAUGCAAGGAACUUUUGAAAUAUAUUCAUCUGUACAGAUAGGAAACGAGCACCUUGAAGCGCAUGCAGGGAAGCAUCCUAUUAUAGCCAUCCGGAUGAGGGGUCCUUACAAGCAAUAUGGUGUUCUCCGUCAUUUUCAAUUACCUGAGGAUGGCAUCAAAGUGAACCAAAUCAGGAUUAUCAAAAGAAAUUUCUAUGACGAUGUUGAAGAUAGGAUCGACGAAUGGAUAUUCAUUUAUCUCGUUUUUCACAAAAAUAUAAUGUGCAUGAUCUUUCAGUGAAAGGACAUUAUGAGCCAAACAGAACAAAUCAAGAAAGCAAGGCUAGAAAUUAUCCGCACAGACCAAGAUGAAAUUAACUUUGAAAGAGAUUUGGAGAAAAUUGAGAGAAUUAUUUUCACAGCUGUAGCUAAUAUCGACUCAAGGCUUUCCAGUGGAGAUACUAGUAUUAACCCUGACGAUUUUAUUUAUGCAGCUGAGAUUCAGUCUGAAGUCCAGGCUUUUAAUCCUUUUAUUUUCUCAAGAGUUGACUACUCCAACUGAUUCUCAAGGUAUCCAUACUCGCCUAUUCCUGUGAAGGAUAAAGAGAAGGAUGACUUAGACAAUACAACUUCAAAAUUAGAAUCUAGAGUGAUAGAAAGUUCAAACUCAUGGAAUGAUAGACAGAUCAAUUUCAGAGCUUCUAGUGCUAUUAGCCAACAUACUAAUGAUAAAUCUUAUGUUUACAACAAUGAUAACACAAACUUGUACUCUCCCCAAAAUAUGGGGAAGAAUAUAUCUCACUAUAAGAACCCUUCUGCUGAUUCUAAUUUUAAUCCAACUUCGCUGGUGGAUAUAUCUCAAAAUCCCUUUGAAAAUGGUCAUGCAAGAAGAAUGUCUCAGAAUACCAUGAAUGAAGCUCAAAAUGCAGAAUCUUGUGACAAAAGUGGGCAUUCAUUGAACAUCAAUGACAAGUCAAUGACUCCUGACUAUAUUGGGGACUACAAUGAGGCUGGAAUAGAGAGGCUAGCCUCUCCGAUCUCCAUUGUGCCUAGUCAGAGACCUGGAGAUCUUUCUUCAGUCACUGAAGAAACCUUGGAUGGGUUUGAACAGUCAGAAAUGGCAACUACAACGAGGCAGGAGAACAAUCUUAACAAUAAGUUUAAUGCCCAGACAAAUUACUAUAGAGAAGAAACCUCACUUGAGGAGGAAGAGGAUGAGUAUUCUGAAGAAAGUGAGUAUACAGAGACUUCAGUUGCCACUCAAAAUUAUGAUAAUCCCGAGUACCAGAGGAGAUACGAAGAGGUUUACAAAAGCUUCUCUGAUGACUGGAGAAAAGACUAUAAUAUUAGAGCUUCUGUGACUUUGAGUCAUAAUCUAUCUCAAGAAGAAAUGAACAUUAACAAAUUUGAUGCCUGGAUAGAGCUCCUAGAACUUCCAAACAAUCAAAAACAGUUUUAUCAUCUAUUCAAUAAAGGAGUUCAUCCGGCUUAUCAGUAUUUGAUGGAAAAUUAUCCUUUAAAAGAGAGGGAUUUGUACGAGAAAUACAUCAGAAUUUUGUCAUGAAUCGGACACUGGAGCAAUUUCAUGACUAAAGUUGAUAUUGGCCCACUAAUUGUUUUCCCAUUUGUGAAAGUAAUGGACCACUCAGAAGUAAUUGUCUGUGAGACAGUCAUGACAGUCAUAAAUCAUUGGUGAAGAAAUUGGUUUGAUUUCCAUCCAAACCCUCCUAUCCAUCUGCUGAAUAUAGUGAAAUAAAACUGUGAAAAGAGAAAGUCUCGAGGUUCAUCAUCAUUUUAAGAAGCAUGGAUACAAAGUUGUCCACUAUGCCUGGCCUAUGGUGAAAACAUUAUUCAGUGAAGUCUUUAAUGAUGAAGAUUGGAGCGAAAUGAUGAAUUAUUUAUUUACUUAUCCAAGCAAAACCAAUUUGCUUUAUUUCUUAUCUGCAGCUAUAAUUCUUGAGAAUAUGGAAGGACUGUUAAGUUGUAGAGAUCACAAGGAACUAAUAAAUUAUGAUUACUCUUUGAAGAGUUAUGAUGUUCUUGAUCUCAUGUCAAUAACUGUAGCUCUUUUUGAUAGAUACAACAGCAGAUUUUUAUCUGAAUUAAAUCUGCAAAACUGAUUAUCAACACCAGAAGUUCCUAGUUUUGGAUUCCCUCAUUCCUUCCCUCUACCGCCAAAUAAUUACCCAAUAUGUUUCAGAUAUCCUCAAAAUUCAUCAAAAUUUUCAGAAAUCCCCAGGAAAUAUUCAAACACUCAUAAUUAUCAUCCUGAACAGCCGCUCUCAAAUCCAACUUCUACUGCACAAAAUUUACCUAUCCAAAAUCCAAUAGCAUCUCAAAGUUAUGAGCUUUCUUCUAAACCCAUUAAGACUACCAAAAUCCCAUCAGGGAGUUUCAAAAAUCAAGAAUCGCUUCGAGAACAAUUCAAAAUUCAAAAAUAACCUCGAAAAGGUAGAAAAUCACAGAAAAGAGCUAGCCAAAAUAAUGCAAGAGAACCGCCUUAAUUCCCAAAAACAGCCUCAGACACAUAAGAACUCCUAUUACGAAGACCACAAUAUAAACACCGAUGACUUCUCCCAGAGUCAGCAAGAAGAGGAGGAAUGUGAAGAAGAAAAUGAAACUAAUGAGUCUAUUCAUGAAGAAGUCUUUGAACACAUAAAUCUUGCCACAGAGUCUGAUGCUAAUGAUAGCAUAGAUAUCGAGUACCAAGAGAUGCUAGAGAAGGAAAGAAUGCUCAAUGAGAGACUUAGGAUGGACGAAGAGAAGCUACAAGCAAGAAAAAUUGAACUCCAGUCUGAGAUUAGGUCAAAGAUGACUGAAAUUGGCUCUCCGGUAUCAGCAGUUGGUGCUGAAAACAUGUCUGAAAAUAGCUUUAACUUCAAUAAAUAUAACAAGAAGAAAUAUAACAAGGGUGACGGAGUGUCAAAGCCUAUUUCUCUACCCCCUGCUCAGCCUUUACAAGUUUCUUCGAUCCUAAAUAUCGAGAAAAACUUGCCUGACGUUCAUAACCUUAAGUUCAAAUAA